Messenger RNA from Rotaria sp. Silwood1, 1677 nucleotides. The record is from the annotation of a GenBank genome assembly. Lineage: Eukaryota; Metazoa; Rotifera; Eurotatoria; Philodinida; Philodinidae.
AUGAAACGAACGAAACAACAAAACAAUGACCUAGUUCAAAUUUCAAAUAGUAAUAAAAAACGAAAAUUAGAAAAUCAAAGUUUUUAUAAUCUUAAUGAACGAUCUCAAAAUUUAGCUAUUAAUUCAAAUGUUUUAACUAAAAUCAACAUUUCAACAAUAUCAAUAUCAAACUUCGAAGAUUAUUAUCGAACUAUUCUUCUACCAAAUCGAAAUCGAAUUAAUUUUCUUGAUUUAUCAAAUCCAUUUGCGGCUGAUAUUAUUUUCUCACCACCAGAUCAUAUUUUAAAUUUUGUUCAUCUUGAAACAUUGAUUAUAGAUAAUGUAGAAAGUAUUAGUUUUUACAAAUUCUUUGAUUAUUUUAUGAAAUUACCUAAUCUUCAUUCAUUAAUUAUAUCUUUUGGCGAACGUAUUUUGAAAAUAGAUUAUCUUUUUGCUCAAAUAUUUCGUUUAUCAAAAUUAAAAUAUUGUAAAAUUAAAUAUGAAAUACAAUAUUAUGAAGAAUUAUUUUAUUCUUUUACUGAAUAUAUUUCUAGUCCAAUAGAGUAUUUAAUAAUCAAUGCUCCUUUUCCAUUUAAAGCAUUUCAUAAUUUGUUAUGUUUUCUUCCUAAACUUCAACAUUUAUCAAUUGGUUCUCUUCAUUUGUUGGGUGAUAUUCACAUCGAAUAUCAAUUAUCUCCUAUUCAAUUAAAAUGUUUACGGCAUAGUUUUUUUUAUCAUGUGCAAAUUUUACAUCUUAUGACAUAUUAUACAGAAACAUAUUUAGAUACUCAACGAUGGCAAAAACUAAUCAUAUAUCAUAUGCCAUAUUUACGUGUGUUUGAUAUUAAUUGUCAAGAUUUUCUAGACUAUGAUAUUUCAUAUCAUGAUGUUGUUACUGAAUUUAAUUCUUCUUUUUGGAUUAAAAAUAAAUGUUUUUUUGAAAAUCAAUAUGAAUGGAACGAUCAAUCUUUUGGUGGAGUUAUAUAUUCGUCUGGUCUAUAUCGAAGAAAAAAAUAUAAGUUUCAUUGGAAAAUAGAUGAACUAUUGGAUUUGCAUCAUCAACAAGAAAAUCUAAAUUCAAUCGAGCAUAUUCAUAUGAGAACUGAUAUAAAAUCCAAUUGUCGAAGAUAUUUUUCAAAUGUUAAUCGAUUAACUAUUGAAACGACUUUUAAAAUAUCAGAUGGUGAUUCAUUUAUAACAAAUCUUAAUCAUAUAGUUUCUUUAAAACAACUUACAAAAUUAGUUAUUAGAACUUUUGGUUUUAAAUUCGAAUAUAUUAUUAAAUUGAUACUUUUAACACCGAACUUAUACACAUUAGAAUUUUGUGAAUCCUCUAUGUGGACAAUUGAUUUAAAUGUCAUUAAACAAAAUAUACCUUUCCAAUAUACAUUAACGGAAAAUAAAAUCGAAAAUUUAGUCGUUCGUGGUAAAUGUUCAUUGAAUCAAAUUCAAUUCAUUGUUUAUAUAUUUUCAAAAUUAAAAUACCUUAAAAUUGGAAUCAAAGAAACAGAAAUUCGAUCAGUAAUUCGGUAUUUAUUAUCAAAAACUCAUAAUAAAACACAAUAUUUAUUUUAUUUAUGUAUUUUAUUGUCUCAAAAGAAUUGGUUAGAAGAAGUAGACGAUUUAAUUAAAUUAGACAAUUUACUUAGCAAUUACUCUAUUAAAUACAUUCGGAACAAUUUACAUUUAUGGUGGUAA